AUGAAUGAUCAAGAAUUAGCAGCUGAUUUUAAUGGUGAUGAACAAACUGAUGAUAUGGUUGAUGAUAGUGUUAGUGAUAAAGAAUUAGUUAGUUUAUUAGAGGAAAAAUAUAGAUUUGUCAAUGACAAUAGUUCUAAGAGAUAUCGUAUUGAAAGCGAUGGAAAAGUUUAUCCAGUUUUCCCAGAUUCGAAAAAGGAUCGUCAACUCGCUUGGGCAUUUCGAAGCUAUGCAGUUCGUCGAAUAAUAGGCGGUAUGGAAACUUGCAUCAACCUGUAUCCGUACAACGUCGCUAUAUCCAGAACUGGGAAGCAUUGGUGUGGGGGUUCCAUUAUUGACGAACAGUGGAUAUUGACUGCUGGGCAUUGUUUUGAAUCGGCUCAUGAUGGUGAUAAGCGGAAACUUGUUCCAUUUAUCGUGAGGGCAGGGAGCUCGUUCCACAACCGCGGCGGAUAUCAAGCUAGAGUGAAUAAGGUUUUCUUUCCAAUCGGCUACUCGCCUGGUAAUGCAGACUUCGACUAUUCGUUGCUGCGGCUCGACAGGCCUCUUCCUAUUGGACGAAACAUAGCCGUCCUCAACUUACCAGCUAAGGAUUUCGCGAUCGAACCUGAUGACAUUCUGAUCGUUACUGGAUGGGGAAGCACGCAUGAAACCGGCUACGGUCAUAUACCAGAAAGGUUGCGCUUCGUUCCGGUACCGAUAAUGAAGCUACAGGAGUGCCAGGAGGCUUACCGCUUUUACAUCACCCCGAGGAUGCUGUGUGCAGGAUACGCGACUGGUGGAAAAGAUGCAUGUAACCAUGACUCCGGUGGUCCAGCAGUGAGAGACGGCGUUCUUAUUGGAAUAGUUUCAUUUGGUGGUAAAAAAUGCGGUGACCCUCGAUCCCCUGGUGUCUACAGUCGCGUCGCUGAGAUCACCGAAUGGGUGGAAGCGACCAUAUCUGAUAACGAAGCGUAUACCGUCCCGGAGCUAAAGACGAAGAUUGAAAAAGCAAGACAGAGAGAAAGAGAAUUAAAAAAAUUCAAGGCGCGUGUUGAAGAAAAGAAAAAUAAGAUAAAGAAUUGGAUCCGCGAAACGCUGAAAUCUCCAACAUUCCUUCAACUGGCUAAAAAGAAACUCGCCGAAGCCGGUUUCAGUGUCCGAAGGAACUUUCAGCGAAUACAGGAUGAACCGGAAGUACUGGAUGAAAGAAAUAUGGAUGAAAUUAAUUUGUCAAAUCUUAUAAACGAAUCGAUUUUGGAAGAUGAAAAUGAAAACGAAUCAGAAUUACUUCUGAGAACAUUGGCGAUGCAGGAAAUUAUAUUAAACGGGAACAGUGAGGAACGACUGGUUUCCAAAGACAGUAUUGAAGAAGUUGAAGCUCUAGUUGCGUAUCUAACGAAAAUAUAA
Molecule: messenger RNA, 1386 nt
Organism: Vanessa atalanta (red admiral)
Lineage: Eukaryota; Metazoa; Arthropoda; Insecta; Lepidoptera; Nymphalidae
Product: suppressor of tumorigenicity 14 protein homolog
Exons: 8
Coding region: 1-1386 (461 amino acids)
Biological process (GO): proteolysis
Molecular function (GO): serine-type endopeptidase activity
Source: RefSeq, a predicted model, not a curated record